AUGACUACGUAUGACUUAUACAACAAGGUGUUUGAGGUGGUACAUGAUGCCAGAAACUGCUAUAUUGAUGGUUCUACAGAUGCUUACAACGAUGAGGAGUUCAGUCGAAUGAUGCUGCGUGAUGGUUGCUUUGUUUUGUUCUAUAUUGAAUGCAUAUCUUAUGCAAAGAAUAAGAUGUUGUUAAAUAACGAGUAUCUGGGCGCAUUAGGGUUUGCUAAUGUGACGCGUGAUAUUUUCUUGCUGGAGAACCAGCUCCCGUUUGUAGUACUCAAAGUUUUAUUAGAAUUGAGGUUCCCCAGCGAUAAAGGUGAAGAUAUUCUAAACAGAUUCUUUAAUUACUUAAAGUAUGGGGAGGUGUUCACUAAGGAUGAAAAGGUGCUCGGAAACAAGCAGCCCCUUCAUCUUCUUGAGCUUUACAGGUCUUAUUUCAUCUUGCUUCCCGUUUCUCUUGGUCUAGUUUCUAUUGGUCUAUUUUCAGCUAAGAGUACAAAGAUUUGGUCAGAUGAUGAUUAUAACUAUGUAAAACGAAAUCGAAAUUUUCCUUCAGCAACGGAACUCAAAUCUCAAUGGAUUUUCUUGAGACGGGCCUUAGACAAGGACAUUGCAUUUUACUCUCGCUGUUGCUAUGGCGUGUUUGAGCUUCCUACAAGAGCAGUAUCGACGAGUACAAAAGUUAUUUUCUUGAACAUGAUCGCGUACGAGUUGUGCGCGCAUAACCCGAAUGACUUUCGAGUUUCGACUUAUAUUAAGAUAAUGAAAACGUUAAUUGUUAAAAAUGAUGAUGUGAAGGAGUUAACAAAGAAAAAUAUAAUGAUUCAUAGUCUUGGUCAUGAUGAACAAGUGGUGAAGAUGUACGAUGAGAUUGAUGUCCCGGCGGUUAAUCUUUACAUGUUUAGUCAGUUCCGGCAGGUAAUCAAUAGCCACCUCGAUAACAAGUAUAAGACGUGGGCGGGGGAGUUGAUUACUGACUACUUUGGUAGUCCAUGGAAGAUGUUGGGUUUGUUGACGGCUGCGGCUAUUCUGUUCACUACUUUUCUGCAGACUUACUUUGGGGCCAAGCAACUUCCGGAUCGAUGA
This is a messenger RNA of Helianthus annuus (common sunflower), 1077 nucleotides long. Its product is annotated as UPF0481 protein At3g47200. Lineage: Eukaryota; Viridiplantae; Streptophyta; Magnoliopsida; Asterales; Asteraceae. The transcript has a single exon. The record is from RefSeq and is a predicted model, not a curated record. Bases 1 to 1077 code for a protein of 358 amino acids.